This is a messenger RNA of Symbiodinium pilosum, 540 nucleotides long. The record is from the annotation of a GenBank genome assembly. NCBI's taxonomy places the organism in Eukaryota, Dinophyceae, Suessiales, Symbiodiniaceae.
AUGGCUGACCAGUGGGAGUGCGAUGAGGCGACUGGGCUCUGGUACAAAGGAGGAGACCGGAGCCAGCCCUUCGCAUCCGACUGGAGCCCCGUCCCCCUUGGGACCAAACCAGUCCUGGAAACCGCCCGGGCAUUGGCGACCAAGGUGCUGGUGGCUGGGAUGACAACCAUCUCCGGGGAGGGCUUCCCGCGGUCUCGCUUGGUGUCACCUGGUGAGAAGUAUGUCGCUGAGGACUUUUCGUCUGUGACGGUAGCGACUCGCCAGCACACGCGGAAAGUGGAAGACAUCAUGGGUCAUGGUCAUAACAAGGUGUGCUUAUUUUGGCAGGACACUCAGUCUGCCAAGCAUUCUGCCUGGGUAUGUGCCUCAGGUGAGGCUACUGUAGCUCUGGCUGCUGAUGGGGAGAAGGCAACCGUGACCAUCACCGUGCAGCGACUGGAAAUGCAGGACUACAACAGCCAUAUUACAGCACAUGGAUACGACAGAUGGAAGCCUGCAAUCCUCGAGCGAAAAGACGGAGCCUGGGAACGUGUCUGUUGA